AUGUACGUGAAGAAGAGAGAUGGACGCCAGGAGCGUGUUCAGUUCGACAAGAUCACUGCUCGUGUCUCGAGACUGUGUUACGGCCUCGACACCGACCAUGUCGACCCCGUCGCCAUCACCCAGAAAGUCAUCUCUGGUGUCUAUGGUGGCGUGACCACUAUUCAGCUUGACGAUCUCGCUGCCGAGACCGCCGCAUACAUGACCGUCACUCACCCUGACUAUGCCAUCCUGGCGGCCCGCAUCGCCGUCUCCAACCUUCACAAGCAGACCAAGAAGCAAUGGUCUUCUGUCAUCAGCGAUCUGUAUCACUACAUCAACCCCAAGAACAACACCGCGUCGCCCAUGAUUGCUAAGUCGACAUACGAGUGCGUCAUGAGACACAAGGAGGAGCUCGACUCUGCCAUCGUCUACGACCGCGAUUUCAACUACCAAUACUUCGGCUUCAAGACCCUGGAGCGUUCCUACCUUCUCAAGCUCAACGGUAAGAUUGUUGAGCGCCCGCAGCACAUGAUUAUGCGUGUCGCUGUCGGUAUCUGGGGAGACAACAUUGAGCGUGUUGUCCAGACCUACAACCUCAUGUCGAGCAAAUUCUUCACGCACGCGUCCCCUACUCUCUUCAACGCUGGUACCCCUCAGGCCCAGCUUUCUUCCUGCUUCCUGGUCGACAUGAAGGAUGACUCCAUUGAGGGUAUCUACGACACCCUCAAGUCCUGCGCCAUGAUCUCCAAGAUGGCUGGUGGUAUCGGUCUGAACGUCCACCGUAUUCGUGCUACUGGCUCCUACAUUGCUGGUACCAACGGUACUUCCAACGGUGUCAUCCCCAUGCUCCGCGUCUUCAACAACACUGCCAGAUACGUCGAUCAGGGUGGCAACAAGCGCCCCGGUGCGUUUGCCAUCUACCUUGAGCCCUGGCACGCUGACGUCUUCGAGUUCCUUGACCUCCGCAAGAACCACGGCAAGGAGGAGGUCCGCGCCCGUGACCUUUUCCUCGCGCUCUGGAUCCCUGACCUAUUCAUGAAGCGUGUCGAGAAGAACGGUGAAUGGACUCUCAUGUGCCCUAACGAGUGCCCUGGUCUGGCCGACUGCUACGGUGACGAGUUUGAGGCUCUCUACGAGAAGUAUGAGCGUGAGGGCAAGGGUCGCAAGACCAUGAAGGCCCAAAAGCUCUGGUACUCGAUCCUGGAGGCCCAGACCGAGACCGGCAACCCCUUCAUGCUCUACAAGGACGCCUGCAACCGCAAGAGCAACCAGAAGAACCUUGGUACCAUUCGCAGCUCCAACCUCUGCACAGAAAUUAUUGAGUACUGUGCUCCCGACGAGACUGCCGUCUGCAACCUGGCUUCCCUGGCCCUGCCCGCCUACGUUGACUAUACCAAUGGUGUCUAUGACUUCAAGAAGCUGCACGAGGUGACCAUGGUUGUCGUCCGCAAUCUGAACCGCAUCAUCGAUGUCAACCACUACCCCAUCCCCGAGGCUCGCAACAGCAACAUGCGUCACCGUCCCAUUGGUGUUGGUGUUCAGGGUCUUGCUGAUGCUUUCCUUGCUCUGCGCAUGCCUUUCGAGUCUCCUGAGGCUCGUGAGCUCAACAAGCAGAUCUUUGAGACCAUCUACCACGCCGCCCUCACUGCCUCCAUGGAGAUUGCCAAGGAGGAGGGUACCUACGAGUCGUACAAGGGCUCCCCCAUCUCCGAGGGCAUCCUUCAGUUCGACAUGUGGAACGUCAAGCCUUCUGACCUCUGGGAGUGGGAUGAGCUCCGUGAGCAGAUCAAGCAGCAUGGUGUUCGCAACUCUCUCCUGUGUGCCCCCAUGCCGACUGCUAGUACCUCGCAGAUUCUUGGCAACAACGAAUGCUUCGAGCCCUACACCUCCAACAUCUACCAGCGCCGUGUCCUGGCUGGUGAGUUCCAGGUUGUCAACCCUUGGCUGCUCAAGGAUCUUGUCGACAUGGGCCUCUGGUCUGAUGGCAUGAAGAACCGCAUCAUUGCCGAGAACGGUUCCAUUCAGAACAUUCCCAACAUUCCUGCCGAUAUCAAGGCUCUGUACAAGACUGUUUGGGAGAUUUCCCAGCGCCAAGUCGUCCAGAUGGCUGCUGACCGCGGUGCCUUCAUUGAUCAGUCCCAGUCUCUCAACAUCCACAUGCGUGACCCUACCAUGGGCAAGAUUACCAGCAUGCACUUUGCCGGCUGGAAGCUUGGUCUCAAGACGGGCAUGUACUACCUGCGUACGCAGGCUGCCGCCGCUCCUAUUCAGUUCACUGUUGACCAGGAGGCUCUGAAAGUGGUGGAUGCUGCCACCGCCCGUGAGCGUCUCCCCAAGAAGCGUGCCCCUCCUGCCGGCACCAGCUACAUGUCCUCUGCCUCCCCUAUGGCCAGAGCCACUGUCACCCCCAAGGAAGCUGGCAACUCUGUCAGCUCCAACGGCAUUCCUACCCCCAGCACCACUCCCCCUCCCGUCCUCACCAGAGCCCCCUUGGCCUCGCCUCAGAAGCCCAACACCAUGAAGGCUGAUAUCGAGGAUGGCGAUAGCCCCAAAGUCCUGGCCACCGAGCCCUCGGAGCAGGUUGAUGAGGAGCUUGUCGAGGGCAAGCGCGCCAGCAACCAGGACGAAGAUGGCGCUAGCAACCAGGACCGCGAACGUGACAUUUACUCCGAGGCCGUCGUUGCUUGCAGCAUCGAGAACCCCGAGUCGUGCGUCAUGUGCAGCGGUUAA
This is a messenger RNA of Akanthomyces muscarius, 2709 nucleotides long. RefSeq lists its product as uncharacterized. Bases 1 to 2709 code for a protein of 902 amino acids. The transcript is spliced from 3 exons. Gene Ontology annotation, molecular function: ribonucleoside-diphosphate reductase activity, thioredoxin disulfide as acceptor; ATP binding. Gene Ontology annotation, biological process: DNA replication; deoxyribonucleotide biosynthetic process. The record is from RefSeq and is a predicted model, not a curated record. Gene Ontology annotation, cellular component: ribonucleoside-diphosphate reductase complex. Lineage: Eukaryota; Fungi; Ascomycota; Sordariomycetes; Hypocreales; Cordycipitaceae.